Messenger RNA from Magnolia sinica, 447 nucleotides. RefSeq names its product nematode resistance protein-like HSPRO1. The transcript has a single exon. Gene Ontology annotation, molecular function: metal ion binding; heme binding. The record is from RefSeq and is a predicted model, not a curated record. NCBI's taxonomy places the organism in Eukaryota, Viridiplantae, Streptophyta, Magnoliopsida, Magnoliales, Magnoliaceae. The coding region runs from base 1 to 447 and encodes 148 amino acids.
AUGCAGGGAUCGCCGUUCACGCUCAGGUUGGGCGAGCCAAACUUCACUGGGAAACUGAACCUUGAGAACGAUCUCGUCAAUAAGCCGUCCGAUCUCCACGCCCUGAAAAAGCCCCUCAAAAGCCUCGAAAAUUUCGAAAACGGGAUCCUCUUCACCAUCCACCAAACCCUAGAGUCCUGGAUCUUUGCCGUGCGAGAGCUGCUACAACGGAUUGGGGAUUGGGUGGAAGAAAAGGAAUACGAGAAGGCUGCAAGCAAUUGUUGGUUGCUCAAGCGGAUUUGGAAGCUUCUAACAGAGAUCGAAGAUCUACACCUCCUGAUGGACCUAGACGACUUCCUCUGCCUCAAAAACCAACUCUCGAUCAAAGUGACGAACGAAUCUGAAGCCUUCUGCUUCAGAUCAAUGGCUCUAAUCGAACUGACAUGGUCAUCGAAGGAUCUAAAGUAG